Fusarium falciforme is the source of this 885-nucleotide messenger RNA. RefSeq names its product Serine protease. Gene Ontology annotation, biological process: proteolysis. Bases 1 to 885 code for a protein of 294 amino acids. The record is from RefSeq and is a predicted model, not a curated record. Gene Ontology annotation, molecular function: serine-type endopeptidase activity. NCBI's taxonomy places the organism in Eukaryota, Fungi, Ascomycota, Sordariomycetes, Hypocreales, Nectriaceae. The transcript has 2 exons.
AUGGCUCCUAUCACAUCUUUCAUCGCGGCGGCCAUCCUUGCCUUCGGGGGAACUAGCUUGGCCAUUCCCACCAACAAUCCCAUCCAACGCCGCUCAGGGGGUCUAUCCAUGACCAAUCAUGCAGGAAACUCGGAAUCCCCGGUUCCUAAGGUCAAGACCUUGUCUAGAGAAGACCUCAAACCUUUUGGCGGCCAAAGUCCCAAGCCGUCCAACAUUACCGAUCCUCUCAAGAUUCGAGCCAUCAUUGGGCCCGAUGAUCGUGUUCUAUGGGGCUCUCAACAAUACCCCUACAGCGCCAUAGGCAGAAUCUCUGGAUCUGACGGUGGGAGCUGUAGUGCUGCCCUGGUCGGCCCUAGGCAUGUUGCUACGGCCAAGCAUUGUGUUCCACCUGAGGGCGUCACCACGCGCUUUCAACCCAUGUAUUUUGAUGGUGAGAGAGCCGGGGGCUCCGAUUCUGUUGAAAUAAUUGAUAUAGACCAAGGUGGUGGGCCUUGCUUCCAGAUGGAGGAUUGGGCCAUCUUCAUCCUAGCUGAUCGCUUGGGUGACUCGUUUGGGUACCUUGGAGCCACAACCAUCGAUUGUGAUGCUCAAAAGAAGAAACCAAUCUUUCUCCAUGUGGGAUACCCAGGCGACAAGGGGUCGUCAAAGCCUUAUCGCCAAGAGGGUAUCUCGGUGGUUCGAUGUGCUGAUUGUGCCCCGGGCGGCCCCCUAGAGACAGAUGCAGACGGAAUUCCGGGUCAGUCAGGAGGCCCGCUCUGGCUUGAGCAUGACGGGACCCCUUAUUUGUACGGCGUUCUAAGCGGAGUUGGCGAGGAGGGCACUGGCUUCGCAUCUGGGCAAAAUCUGGUCAAUGCUAUUAGCAAGGCGAGGGCCGACUACCCAUGA